Molecule: messenger RNA, 7822 nt
Organism: Hippocampus zosterae (dwarf seahorse)
Lineage: Eukaryota; Metazoa; Chordata; Actinopteri; Syngnathiformes; Syngnathidae
Gene: bcr
Product: BCR activator of RhoGEF and GTPase
Exons: 23
Coding region: 700-4794 (1364 amino acids)
Biological process (GO): protein phosphorylation; positive regulation of GTPase activity; intracellular signal transduction
Cellular component (GO): membrane
Molecular function (GO): GTPase activator activity; guanyl-nucleotide exchange factor activity; protein serine/threonine kinase activity
Source: RefSeq, a predicted model, not a curated record
CUCGCUGCCUACACUCUCACAGUGUUUGUUCACUCGUGUGAGAUGGGAACUCACGCAGCCGCUAUACAUUACGACCAAUCUGCCGGAGGAACGCGGCUUAAAAUACAUACACACGGGGUAAGAAAAUGAAGCGACUACCCGAACGUCUGACUCCCACUGGACCCCUGCCACGUUUUUUACACCAGUCCGAUCCAGCGUUUGCUUGCGUGCAGUCCUUGUGAUCCUUUCUCCGUACGCUCUGCCGGCACAAAGGCGCAGCAGCACCUGAGACUGGAGCCAAAUGGUCGGCCAGGAGUGAGCGGACCUGUCGGUGCUACCAAUUCCGGACCUAUUGACACACACCGCCGGCAAACCAAGAGACGGUUUAAUUCUUUGACAUUUUCUUUCGGGAUUCGUUUCGAACUGACACUGGACAUGAAGGAUUUUUUAAAAAUCCCUUCUUUAAAUGACAUAUACUGGAAUAAUGCAUGAGAAAAAAUACAUCUUUUUUCUCUUCCAUGAUGUCUCCUUCUCCUUCAUCCGGUCCUCCUCAUGAACAGCCGUUGUGUUGUCCAAAAAUGGAUGUGUUGCCCACGAAAAGUGUCAUCAAUUUGUGCUGGUGAGCAGGUCAUCUAAAGGCCUGUUGAAAACACUAUUUAACUGCAGGUGAGCUGUUGUUGUGGAGAAAGAUUGUGUUGGAUUGGUCAAAUAAGCCCCAAUAUGGUAGAGCCGGUGGGAUUUAUCGAGGCGUGGAAGGCUCAAUUCCCAGAGUCGGAGCCCCCCAAGAUGGAGCUGAGGUCUGUGGGAGGUAUUGAGCACGAGCUGGAGAGAUGCAAAGCAUCCAUCAGGAGACUGGAACAGGAAGUGAACAAAGAACGCUUCCGCAUGAUCUACCUGCAGACCCUCCUGGCCAAGGAGAGGAAAAGCUACGACAAGCAGCGUUGGGGCUUUAGGAAAACGCCUCUCAACGAGGGGGUGGACCCUGCUGCCUCUCAAGGGGCUGAGUCUCAGCAGCCACACAUGCAGGAGACGGGUGGAGUGGGUUGCGGCGGUUACGGUGCCACCCCUAUUGUGGACAGAGGCCGCUACCAGCCUCAUGGAGAUGGAACAGGCAGAUCCAAACCUCGACCCCCACCGGCGAGGAAGUCGGCAUCCCACGGAGACGGGCUUGAGUCGGCUUUCGAGGCCCCUCCGCAGGCUGAGUCGACAUCCUGCGACAAUCUGGAUGGCCUCUCGCCUUCCAAGCAGAGAGGGGGCAUCUCCGCGUCGCCCCGUAGGCCGGCGCUUCCACCUCUGGACAAGGAUCUGCCCUGUGACCCUAAAGACAAGCUUGGGAUGGGCCUCGGCGUGGCUGCUCUAAGGUCCAACUUUGAGAGGAUCAAGCGGACCAACUCUCACUCUGUGGGCGAUAAAGGUCAAGAGAAGCAGCCGCCACUCCCGCCGCCACCUUUCUACACCAACAUGGAGUUCCACCACGACAGGGGGUUGGUUCGGGUCAAUGACCGCGAAGUCUCGGACAAGAUCAGCUCCCUGGGGAACCAGGCCAUGCAGAUGGAGCGGAAGAGAUCAUUGCAUUCACUGCCUGGUAACCUGGCAACCGUGGCAGGGGAGCUCCGCGCCAGACCCGUAUAUCGAGGUCGGUCCACUGAAAGCACAUGCGGCUACGAUGCUGAAUAUGAAGAUGGUGAACCCAAUCAGAGACAUCAACGAUCCAACGGUGGUAAACCUCCACCUCCGCCUUGGCAACCUUCUGAUUUCCAAGCCUACUCCAGCGUCUACGUCGGUGGCGUGAUGAUGGGCGAAGGUGGCGGCGGCGACAGCCGAGGCGGUGUCCAAAUGAGAGACCACGGCGGAGGCGAUGACCACCUCCUGACGUGGCCCCGCCGCUCUUACUCCCCGGGGAGCUUUGAAGACAUCGGCGGAGGUGGCGGCUACACGCCGGACUGCAGCUCCAACGAGAACCUGACGUCCAGCGAGGAGGACUUUUCGUCGGGUCAGUCCAGCCACGUUUCGCCCAGCCCGACCACGGCCUUUCGACGGCCCUUCCGGGAGAAGAGCCGCUCGCCGUCGCAGAACUCCCAGAAUUCCCAGCACUCAUUCGACAGCAGCAGCCCCCCGACGCCGCAGUCGCAGAAGCGCCAUCAUCGACAGCAGGGGGGCCACGUGGUCAUGUCGGAGGCCACCAUUGUCAGCGUUCGUAAAACCGGUCAAAUCUGGCCACCCGCUGUACAUCACGGAAGAACAUCUCACGAUAACAGUUUCCAUGGAGACCACCUUGACGGCCAUUACACCGGGACGCCACCAUCGUACGGCUACGACGCCGACCGUGCCGAGGAGCAGCGGCGGCACCACGACAUCCUGCCGUACAUCGACGACUCGCCUUCUUCCUCACCUCACUUGAGCUCCAAGAGCCGAAGCAGUCGGGACACCCUCUCCUCGGGAUCGCUGGAGUCCGCAAAAUCGGCGGAAUGUGACGUGGAGAAAGGUUUGGAAAUGAGGAAGUGGGUUCUGUCUGGUAUUUUGGCCAGUGAAGAAACAUACCUCAGUCACCUGGAGGCACUGCUACUGCCCAUGAAGCCUUUGAAAGCGGCGGCCACAACGUCGCAGCCCGUGCUCUCCGUGUCCCAGAUCGAGACCAUCUUCUUCAAAGUGCCUGAGCUCUACGAGAUCCACAAGGAGUUCUACGAUGGACUCCUGCCCCGCGUCCAGCAAUGGGGCCACCACCAGAGAGUCGGGGAUCUUUUCCAAAAACUGGCCAGCCAGUUAGGAGUUUACAGGGCGUUUGUGGACAACUAUGAGCUGGCGGUGGAGACGGCCGAAAAGUGUUGCCAAGCCAACACGCAGUUUUCCGAAAUCUCUGAGAAUUUAAAGGUGAGAAGCCCCAAGGACUGCAAGGAGCCGACAGCCAAGAACUCCCUCGAAGCUUUGCUUUACAAACCGGUGGACAGGGUGACACGUAGCACGCUGGUGCUUCAUGACUUGCUCAAGCACACCCCCACAAGCCACCCAGACCACCCGCUUCUCCAGGACGCUCUGCGCAUCUCCCAGAAUUUCCUAUCGAGCAUCAACGAGGAGUCCACGCCCCGCCGCCAGCUGAUGACUGUCAAGAAGGGCGAGAAUCGCCAGCUACUGAAGGACAGCUUCAUGGUCGAGCUGGUGGAGGGAGCCAGGAAACUGCGACACGUCUUCCUCUUCACCGACCUGCUGCUGUGCGCCAAACUGAAAAAACAAAUUGCAGGUAAAAACCAACAAUAUGACAGCAAGUGGUACAUCCCGUUAAGCGAGCUCACCUUCCAGGGCCCAGACGAGACCGAACCCCUCACUAUCCCACAGGUCCCAGACGAAGAGCUGGAUGCCAUGAAGGUGAAGAUCUCACAACUGCGCAGUGAGAUCCAAAGAGAAAAGAGAGCCAACAAAGGUUCAAAGGUCAUAGACCGCCUCAGAAAGAAGCUGUCCGAGCAAGAAUCGCUGCUGCUCUUAACAUCUCCGAGCAUGCACCUCAGACUCUACAACAAGAGUGGCAAGAGCUACAGCUUCCUCAUAUCAUCCGAUUAUGAGCGCGCCGAAUGGAAAGAGCUCAUCAAAGAGCAGCAGAAGAAAUGUUUUAAAGCUGCCUCCUUAACGUCCAUGGAGCUCCAAAUGUUGACCAACUCGUGUGUCAAGCUCCAAACGGUCCAUCACAUCCCACUUAGUAUCAAUAAAGAAGAGGAAGAGGCCCCGGGUCUCUGCGGGUUCCUGAAUGUAAUCGUCCACUCUGCCUGUGGCCUCAAACAGAGCUUGAAUCUCUAUUGCACAUUGGAGGUGGAUUCUUUCGGCUUCUUUUCUAAUAAAGCCAAGACGAGAGUGUAUCGAUACACCACUGAACCCAAAUGGAACGAGGAGUUUGAGAUCGAGCUGGAGGGCUCGCAGACCCUGCGGCUGCUCUGCUAUGAGAAGUGCUACAAUAAGAGCAAGCAGAACAAAGAGGACGGCGAGAGCAUGGACCGCAUCAUGGGGAAAGGACAGAUCCCGCUGGACCCACAAGCUCUCCAAGGAAAAGACUGGCAAAGGACUGUCAUUCCAAUGAACGGGAUUGAGGUCAAACUAUCCAUGAAGUUCACCAGCCGCGAGUUCAGCCUGAAGAGAAUGCCCUCGCGGAAACCCAUGGGUGUGUUCGGAGUCAAGAUCUCCACUGUGACCAAACGGGAGCGUUCCAAGGUGCCCUACAUAGUCCGGCAGUGCCUGGAGGAAAUCGAGAGGAGGGGAAUGGAGGAGGUGGGCAUCUAUCGAGUGUCAGGAGUGGCCACCGAUAUUCAGGCCCUCAAGACGGCUUUUGACACCAAUCACAAAGACGUCUCUGUGAUGAUGAGCGAGAUGGACGUCAACGCUAUCGCCGGCACCUUGAAGUUGUACUUCCGAGAGCUGCCGGAGCCGCUCUUCACCGAUGAGCUCUACCCCAAUUUUGCCGGCGGCAUCACUCUGUCUGAUAGCGUCGCCAAGGAGAGCUGCAUGUUGAACCUACUGCUGUCGCUACCGGAGCCUAACUUGGUCACCUUCCUUUUCCUUUUGGAUCACCUAAAGAGGGUGGCAGAGAAAGAGAGCGUCAACAAGAUGUCCCUCCACAACCUGGCCACUGUGUUUGGCCCGACUCUGUUGAGGCCCGCCGAAAAGGACAGUAAGAUCCCAACCAACCCCACCCAGCCCAUCAGCAUGGGGGACAGCUGGUCCCUGGAGGUCAUGGCACAGGUCCAGGUGCUGCUGUAUUUCCUCCAGUUGGAGACGAUCCCCACUCCAGAUAGCAAACGACAGAGCAUCCUUUUCUCCACGGAGGUAUAGAGAAAACUUUGUUGACCGUGAUGGAGCGACGGACCGAAAGGACGUGUGGCUCCGAGUGAGCUUUACUAUAGUACGUUUUUAAAUUGACUACAUCCUGCACCGCUCGCACAGCCGUGAAGGAUUUUCUUUUUUUUAACCUAACCACAAGAGGAUGCCAUUGAGCCUUUAAACCCGAGUCUCCGAGCGUCCACACAUUCUUGGGAAUCCCAUUUUCUUCCAUCUACAUUCCUCUAUUUUUCUCCAUAUUAGUCACAGGAAAACAAAAUCUUGGAAUGGCUUGUUUUUGGCUCAAUUGUCAGACAAUGGUCAAAACCUUGACAAAAUGUGGCCCUCCAUCUCAAACGUUUCCAGACUUCAUCUCAACAUACCCCCCAACCCCCUCCUUAAAAGGAUGAGCGGAAUCAAGAAUUGAACACAACUGUUGAGUUUUGCCAAGCCUACAGUAGUCCUCCACUCGUUGUACUGUAGCUGAAGUCCAAGGCAGCAACUUGAAUGACUUUGCGAAGGAAGACGAUGACGUGAAACUGUAUUCCUAAUGGACCACAAUUUCACUGCCUGCGGUUUCGUGACCGACCACAAAGGCACGUUAUCUCCACUUGUGUCUCCCAGUUAGCGUAAAUAUCCGGGAAGCAAUAUAUUUUCUAUCACGCAAAUUUUCCCUCCGUGUCACAUUGGACUUCCUCGUCAAAUGUUGCUCAUGUGUUUCUUGUUGUACAUAAUCUUCAAGUUUUUGUUUUAACGGGUAUGAUCUUCAGUUGUGAAAUGUAAUUUAUUGCAGGGUCCUGGAGAAGAGGGGUUUUUUUUUCUAUGUGUACAUGAAGCGGUUUGAUGUCGGCAGGCUGCUGUGAAGAAGCAGGAAUUUAGCCUUGUUUGUUUGUUUUUUUUUAUACUGCCGUUCCGCGCAGCCUUUUGGCAAGUGUAACGUCGUGACAUUCACAUCCCAAAUGACGUCGACUUUUUUUCUCCAUCGUUUCAUCUAUGGUGAUAGAAGCGCAUGAUACAGUUUCCGGGGUUUCCAUUAUCGUUGGGUCACGGGCGACCUGUACGAUUGAGAAGCGGAUUCACUUUUAAAACCGAUGUGGUAAAUAGUUUUUAAUGAUAAAACACGGUGAAUGUAUGUGUGGAUCAAAAAUGAAACUGCGCAGUUACGGCAUUGUCAAAUAACGUGAACAAGUUUGUAGAGGUGAACCUUGGAGACAUAUCGUCGCUGGUCGGGCGGAAAUCUUUAUAUCUCCAAAAUGACUACAUGUCAGUCAUUGACAUGUAGUCAAUGAAUCCACGUACAAACUUACACCGGGGGGAGUCUCUGAAGAGUUAAAAAGCCAUUUAAAUAGAUCUACAAUGUUAUUUUAGAUAUUUAUUUUUUGUUCUCGUGAUAGACCCUGACACUAAAAUGUCACUGUCGUAAGUCCAUGCAUGCAGAGGCAUGUUCUUUAUUAUGUUGUACUUAACAAGCCCUUCCAUGACAAAAAGUCCUUACAUGCCUAUUUACAUUUUUAUACUCACGCGGUUGAAGCUACAAUUGCUAAAUUAACAUUUACAGUUAAUAGUACAGUCGUGAGUUCGAUUCCGGUUCCGGCCUUCCUGUGUGGAAUUUGCAUGUUCUCCCCAGGUCUGCGUGUUUUUAUUUUUCUCCGGGUACUCCGCUUUCCUACCACAUUCCAAAUACAUGUAUGGCAGGCUGAUCGAACACUCAAAAUUAUAUGAGCGUGGGCGUGGAUGGUUGUUCGUCUCUGUGUGCCCUGCGAUUGUCUGGCAACCGGUUCAGGGUGUCCCCCGCCUACUGCCCGAUUACGGCUGGGGUAGGCUCCAGCACCCCCAGCGACCCUUGUGAGGAUAAAGCGGAUCAGAAAAUGGAUGGAUGGAUGUUAUUUAUGGGGCGGCUCGCUGGGUGGCUAUACGUCUGCCUCACAGCAUAGACGGGCACGUUUCGAUUCCAGGCUCCGGCCUUCCUGUGUGGAGUUUGCAUGUUCUGCGUGGGUUUUCUCCAGGUACUCCCACAUUCCCAAACAACUCGUAGUACGUUGAUUGGACGCACUAAAAUGUCCAGUGGUGAGAUUGUGAGUGCGAAUGGUUGUUUGUCAAUGCGUUCCUUGCAAUUGGCUGGCGACCAGUUCAGGGUGUAGCCUGCUCGAUGACAGCUGGCUCAGAUGAUGGGUGGAUGGAUAUAUUUUUUUCUUAAUUUUACAUACACAUUUUAACUUAUUUUUGUACCCAGCUCUCAUCUAGGAAAACCUGGCCCAUCUGUAUGUUUAAAAAAAAAAUCCAAUGCAGCUCUUGAGCACAGUUUAUUUCUCGUCCUGCUGUAAACAUAUCAUUUAUCUUAGCCACACAGCAAGGGGAAUUAUGGAGACAUAUCUCGCAUUUCUGUGCUCUAACUUGACCGUUCUAACAUAUCAAAACUGGAAACGCAUGGAUGUGAAUGUACGACAUACCACAUCUGCCAUUUUAUCACGCAAUCCGAGUGGACGAGAGCACAAUUGCAGUAGGGCGUCCGUCGGUUUCACUUCCACGAACAUUACGAUGUGUUCAAUGAUGCCACCCUCGUUUACUAGCACAUAUUUUGGCCUCGCGUAGCACACGUACACCGUUUCCACGCCCGCGUCGGAAGACAGACAUCGGCAUCCGUCCCGAUUGCCUUCACCGCUCUGACCCUGUCGUGCCUCAACGCGGCUUUUUGUUGAGCGAGACGCUGACAGCGGAAACUCUCCUGUUGCCUUUUUACGCCGAAGACAGCCACACGAUUUUUCACGACUAAGACAGGACCUUAAAAGAAAAAGAAGGAAAAAAAUCAGUCUUAGUUCCGAACGACCACCCUUAUUCUCACGCUGAUGCUGUAAAUUGAACUCUUAAGUAUUAACAGGACAAAGGAUAGUAAAAAUCUUGUCUGUGUCCUUACUUUAGCUCCUUUUAUGCCUUUUUGACUUGUAUUUAUUGAAGCUUUGUUCGAGUCUUGGAAUAGAACGUCUGCUGGGUCUAUUUAUUUGUAAUAUCUUGAAGGAAUAAAUUAAUGUAAAGGUCAAGUAAA